Messenger RNA from Ctenopharyngodon idella (grass carp), 5164 nucleotides. RefSeq names its product cytosolic phospholipase A2. The coding region runs from base 149 to 2383 and encodes 744 amino acids. The transcript is spliced from 18 exons. NCBI's taxonomy places the organism in Eukaryota, Metazoa, Chordata, Actinopteri, Cypriniformes, Xenocyprididae. Gene Ontology annotation, molecular function: calcium-dependent phospholipid binding; calcium ion binding. Gene Ontology annotation, biological process: glycerophospholipid catabolic process. The record is from RefSeq and is a predicted model, not a curated record. Gene Ontology annotation, cellular component: endoplasmic reticulum; cytosol; nucleus.
UCUUUAGUCCGCCCAGUAAUGCGCAUUCUUCUUGGCUUCCUGAAAUGACUUUCUUGUCGGAGAGGGUCCAACAUCACUGUACCACCAGUUAUGAUGUUUUGACCGUCUUGAAAUAAAGUGCCUUCUUGAGCUCCAAAUUGCUGUCAGAAUGUCCUCCAUAGACCCCUACCAGUACAUCAUAGUUGAGCAUCAGUAUUCUCAUAAAUUGAAAGUGAUUGUGGUGAGAGCUGAAAAUGUGACUAAAGGAGCGUUUGGCGAUUUAUUGGACACCCCGGACCCUUAUGUGGAACUGUCAAUUCCAACCACACCAGAGUCAAGAAAACGAACACGCCACAUAAAUAAUGACAUUAACCCAAAGUGGAACGAAACAUUUGAAUUUAUAUUGGAUCCCAAACAAACCAAUGUUUUGGAGAUGACACUGAUGGAUGCUAAUUAUGUAAUGGAUGAAACUCUGGGCACAGCUAAAUAUUGCCUCUCAAAGCUCAAAGCGGGGCAGACAGAGCAAGUGACCCUCCCUAUCGGCAAGACGACCAAAGUGUUCCUCGACUUGUUCUUAGAAGUGUGCUCGUCCACAGACUUGCGCUUUAGCUUGGCACUGUGUGAUCAGGAAAAGCUUUUCAUGAAGACGCGCAGGGACAGAGUUAUGCUCGCCAUCAAGAAGCUUCUCAAAAUGGAAAACCCACGCUUUCUUCCAGCCUCACCGAGAGAGGUUCCCACUAUCGCCAUUGUGGGCUCUGGAGGGGGUUUCCGUGCAAUGGUAGGCUUCUCUGGUGUGAUGAAGGCUCUGUAUGAAUCUGGGGUGCUUGACUGUGCAACAUAUACGGCAGGACUUUCUGGAUCAACGUGGUAUAUGUCCACACUGUACUCGCACCCUGAGUUUCCUGCGAAAGGCCCAGGGGAAAUUAAUAAGGAGCUGAUGAGCAGGGUCAGCAAUAACCCACUCAAACUGCUUCUGCCCCAAAAUAUCAACCGCUACGUCAAAGCACUGUGGAAGAAGAAAUCGGCUGGACAGCCUGUCACCUUCACUGAUAUCUUCGGGAUGUUGAUAGGAGAGACUCUUAUUCCAGCGAGAAUGGACACAAAACUGAGCGCUUUGCAGGAAAAAAUUAAUGAAGGUCAGAGCCCGAUGCCUCUCUUCACCUGUCUGCACGUCAAACCUGAUGUUUCUGAGCUCAUGUUUGCUGACUGGGUGGAGUUCAGCCCAUAUGAAAUUGGCAUGGCAAAGUAUGGCACCUUUAUGCCUCCAGGGCUGUUUGGCAGCAAGUUCUUCAUGGGCAGUGUUGUGAAACAAUAUGAGGAAAACCCCUUACAUUUCCUUAUGGGUGUAUGGGGGAGUGCUUUCUCCAUCCUCUUUAACCGGGUUCUGGGGGUGAAGGAGACAACCAGCAGUAGCACAAUGGAGGAGGAGCUGGAGCAAAUUAAGCCAGAGCAUAUUGUGGGUGAUGAUUCAGCAGAUAAUGAGGAGGAAACUCAAAGAGGAGGCACAGAGUCCUCAGAGGCAGAAGAUGAGCGGCAGCGUCAUGCUCAGGCCAGCUGGGUUCAGCGCAUGUUGACCUCCAUUAUGGGGGACAGCACCCUGUUCACCACACGUGAGGGCCGCGCCGGCAAGGUGCACAAUUUCAUGCUGGGACUCAACCUAAACUCUUCCCUGCCCUUCUCUCCCUUCAGCGGCAUCAUGAGCCAGACCUCUGUGGAUGAGGAGGUUGAUGCUGUUACAGAUCCUGAUGAGUUUGAGCGAAUCUAUGAGCCACUCGAUGUGAAGAGUAAAAAAAUCCAUGUGGUGGACAGCGGCCUGACCUUUAACCUUCCCUAUCCUCUCAUUCUGCGACCUCAGAGAGGAGUUGACCUAAUCAUUUCCUUUGACUUCUCAGCCAGGCCCAGUGACUCCAGCCCGCCAUUUAAAGAAUUACUGCUAGCUGAAAAAUGGGCCCGUAUGAAUAAGCUGCCGUUCCCCAAGAUCGAUUCGAAAGUAUUUGACCGAGAGGGUCUGAAAGAGUGCUAUGUGUUCAAACCCAAUAAGGGAGAAAAGAACUGUCCCACGGUCAUUCAUUUUGUCUUGGCCAACAUCAACUUUCGGAACUUUAAAGCUCCAGGAGUUCCUAGAGAUUCAGACAAUGAUAUAGAGUUUGGCGACUUCGACAUAUUUGACGAUCCAGCCUCUCCCUUCUCUACUUUCAACUUCAAAUACUCCAACCAGGCCUUCAAGAGGCUUCAUGACCUCAUGGAGUUCAACACGCUCAACAACAUUGAGGUCAUAAAAGAGGCUAUUAAAGACAGCAUUCUGCGGAGACGAGAGAACCCAUCAUGCUGUUCGGUUUCCCUUUCACUCAAUGAAAUUGAAAACAAGAAGUUCCUGAAACGAGAUACCAGCAUUGCAAAAUGACACACCUAACAGAUAGCUAUGCAAAUAGCUAUACGCAAAAGACUUGACAUGUGAGAAGGCAUUGGUCCGCUAGUGCUUGACGAAAAUCAGAGAGCAGAUUCAUCACACAAGAUUGGAUUGACCUUAUUACAGUGUCAUUUUUAUGUUGCAUUCCAGACAAUAUUGAAUUUUCCCACCUCAUACUUGAAAAUAACCACUGGAAAGAUGCUUGAGGUCAGACACAUUAAAUUAGAAGCCUUCAGGGUUAUUAUCAUAAGCUAAAACCAUAAAACAACAUUUUCAUUAACUGAAAUAAAAUUUAAUACAAAUAUUUAAAUAAUAAAAAUGACAAAAAAUUACUAAAGCCGAAAAUAAAAAUUAAAACUAAUUAAAAAUAUUAACUAUAAUAGUAUAGAGGGUAUGCACGUGACGUCACCGUUGGCCGGAGUGACUGCGGUUACGCCUACUGAGUGGCAGCAUUGGUUUUCAGCGUGAAUUCAGCGAAAACACUUCUACAACGGGAAAGAACUGUGCGAUUGACUGUACAGAUAGAAUUGUUGAGAAAUCUGAGGUAUAUUUUUACAGACUUUCGAAAGCUACAGAAAAGAGAGGCAAAUGUAUCGCUGCAGUUCACAGAAACAACUGGACUCCAGGCAGCGAAAUGGGGGUUUGCAAUUAUCAUUUUGUGUCAAUAUGUUGGAUUUCUAGGUAAAAUCAUACCCUAUAUAUUGUAUUGUUAUAUAUUGUAUUGACAACUCAUCAAUUAAAUAUUUAGCAUCUUAUAUUCUGCCUAAUUGGAUGUUUUAAAUAAACACUGACAAAAACUAUACGUUUUAGGGCUGGACGAUAUGGCGAUAUAUAUAACAUUGAUAUAAGUGAUCCCCCGGAUUUAGACCUACCUAUACUGUAUUUAUAUGAAGCAUUCACAGGUAAAUUUGCUUUAUGAAUUUCCCCGGCAUCGAAAUCAGGCACAUGUCAGGAAACACGAUUCCUGGCUGCAUGUCAAUAUCCAUAGAUAACUGGAUCUUUGGUAAGUUGUAAGGAACACUAUAUCGAGUCCAACCUUUAGUUUAAACUGAUAAUCAUUUGUUUUACUUGGGUUUUCACAGUUUUCCCUAUUAAAUCUAGUCAUGUAGCAGGCUCUUUUGCCACUCAGUCCGGCUGAGGGGACGUGUUCCGGCGGGAAAGUGAUGUCAGUGCAUACCCUCUAUAUCAAUGAUACUAAAAUAAUAACACAUACUAAAUAAAUAACACUGGUACCAACCCUGACUUCAAUGAGAAGCACCAUUUGAUAUAAUUUCCAAGAUGGCGACAAAUAAAGCGACAUUCAGUUGGUUAUUUUAAAGUAGAGGUGGGACAAUUCUGAGAUCCUGGUUGUCUGGAAUGAUCUAAAGGUGGGAAAUGGACAAUUUCAAUUCAAAUUAUGCCACCUCUGACAUCUGGAAUACAGAAUCAGGGACAUUUUUUGUAUUUCAGCACUGAUUUUGGGGGAAAUUCUGUGGAAUAUUUUUCAAUAUGUUAAAAUGUGUUAACUGAUCUGAGAGCUGAGAGUACUGCACUCUUAUAGGUCACUGAAAACUUAUCAAAUUAGCCAAAAUUUAAUAAACAAGUACUCAAUGGGCAGGGGACACGAAACGCUUUGUAAAUGAGAGCCAUUAUUCUGUGAUUCGGUGUGGACCAUUUUCCUUUUUUUUAUGUGAACAUCAUUCCAAAAUGAUGUAUAAGUCAUGUGGUCAAAUUCUCCACACCUUUAAUGUUAAAAUGCUUACAAUUUUGGCUGUGUGCUUCUCUACGGAGCUAAAUACUGGCAGCUUUGUUUUCACUUGACAUUUAAGCAGUAAAUACUGUUCUGAGAGUAAUUUAUGGUCUCAGUGGUGGCUUGAACCUCAGGACAUGCUGCUCUUUAUGUGAUUAGAAAACAAUUUAUGUUCUUCGUUCAGUUCUACUGUGACACACCUAUGACCACUAGAUGGUUGGUGGUAAGCCCUUCCUUCAGGACAGGAUUCAUCUCAUUUUUCAGCUAAAUAUUCAUUGCUUAGAAACUGGAUUUAGCUGCUUUUAUUUAUUUUGCUUACAAAUGUGUUCUCCUGCCCUAGGGGUGAAAGGAAGAAGGUGAAAUGCCAUCUCACAUCUCCCACGCAGGACUCCACCUCUUUGUGAGGUGUCAGGAACAAUGACAUGAUGGGACAUGUGAAAAUCUCCUCAUUUCCUGUUUGUAUCAGAUAUUUGUGGCAAAUUAUGGGACAUACAAUAUCUAACUUCCCACAUAGUCAUUCCUCUGGUUUACAUGAUGAAAGUGUACACACGGUUAUUUAUUUGUAUGCUUAAUGCUUAAAGUUUUUUUUUUUUUUUUUUUUUUUUUUUUUUUAAGUAUUUUAAAAUUCAUUUUGAAAUAAAUGUCAAUGGGAAUAAAGCGAUUAAAGUAGAUCAGGUAAGGUCAUUCAUAUAACUGAACUCAGGUCAGUAGGAUAAAGGUGGAAGGUAUAGAUACUGCAAAGACUGGUUGUGUGGUAAAAAUAGACCUUAAGUGUUAGAGUGCACUUUAACCCAACCCAAAAUAAAUAUCAUCCUUUAGACAUUCCUUGAUGUUUGUGGUCUGUACGGUUGGGUUUGUAUAAACUUGAUUAUGAUGUUGCGAACACCACAACUGUCAGAUCCUUUGAAAGUAGAAAUACUGUAUGUUUGUAUGAUUCAUGUAUACACAACAUAAUUAUGAGUGUCAUGUACUUUUAAGUGAAGUUACUAGCCCAUGAGGUGUAGUGUUGUGCAUAAAAAUAAUAAAAGGAUAUUCAUACCAAUGAA